ACUGAGCGCUCGAAAAUCUAAACACUAGUUCAGUGCAAGCGCAAGAGCGCUGUGGAUGUCCAGGAAAUUUAACUCGUUUUUAAGACCUCGAAUGAAAACAGUGAAUUUAGAAUUUAUUAUCGUCACCUCGUGAUGUAUCGCGGUGAUUGAAGUGUCCCCUUUUAAUAUUUAUUUUCAUACGAGCGGAACUACAUUUUCAACAAUGAACAUUGAACUAUUGCUGAAGGUGUGCUGCUGGAGCGCCGCGGUGGCGCUGGUAGGCGGAUCGGCCAGCCCUUGUCGAGGGCCGGCGGAGGGCACCCGCCUCAAGUACGUGUGGGGCGACGCGCUCACAGACCAUCCGGACUGCAGGGGGCCCACAGGGCAGGCCUACCCCAUCUCUGCGGUGACGCGCGCCUUCCGCGGCUCUUCGCGGUCUGGACGCGCCGCCUUCGGCCCACUGGACCCGCAGGUGACGAGGAGGGCGCUGUUGCAGGCGCACGAGGCAGCCAGCAACGUCUCCAUGCGAGCGGGGCGGGCUGACACUGGGAGCUGCAGCAGUAUGGGAAGCUCAAGUUCUCGACUGUGUCGCACACGAUACAACACGACAGCACCGAUGUAUGGUGUCAGUCUCACCUCAGGACAGCCUGUUACUAUUGUGCAGAAGUUUCCAGAUCUUCUCCAACAGGUUGUCUUCGAAGUUUGCGAUGCAAGUGAAUGUGAAGUGGUUCGGGGAGAAUGUACACAGACCUAUGUGCCAUACUUAUUUCUUGUGAUACCUCUUGGCCCUGUGACAUUGACUGGGCAAGAUUAUGUACUAGUGGAGAGUGGGUGUGUGUGCAAACCAAAAUUCAGUGCUAAUUCAAUAGAGCAUCAGCCACCAGAUAUAUCUGCACUACCACCUCUUCUUUAGAAGCAACAGGUGCCUUUAAGAGGACACACGUGUCAUGGAGGUGCUUAAUGAUACAAAACUCUGUAUAUUGUGAGUUGAGUUAAAGGAAGUAACAUGUCAUGACAGACCAUUUUGUACUAAGAGACAAGAUUUUAUCUGUGUUGUAUAUCUACAUCUUUGCCUACUUGAUGGCAUGUAAGGUACAGUGAAUGUGAUUGUACCAGAGAUAUCAGUGACCUAUUUCUGUUUGAAACUGAUGAGUGUCAAUAAAAUAAAAUUUAGAAACAGUGAAGAUCUGAACCUGACUUAUUAACAUUUCAAUUGGACAGUUACUUACAAAUAGUAAUAUUUUCAGUCUGUAUCAACAAAUUAUGUAAUAACAUUUGAGUCGCUUAAUGUGACCAAAAUGCUGAAUUACAGCUGGGGAAAAAUGUGUUUAAAGUAUUUUAAUUUUGUGAAUGCUAAUAGAUGACUUUUGUCAUUCAUUCUCCAAUUAUGUGAUAUUUUAUUCAAUGUUAAUGCUUUUCUUUAUUCUUUAAGAUAUGUAUUCCUGAGAAUAGUCAACAUUUAUGUUGUCAAGUGCUUAAGAGAAUGAGUGUGCAGAUAAACCCUUCUGGCUACAAUCAAACAUUGAACCUCUUGUCAGCAGAUAGUGACAAAACCCCUUAGACUAUGCUCAGUUUGUUAUUCUUCACAUGUAUAUGUAGCCAUAUCCUGCAUUUUAGUCAUCAGAAGACAGCCUCAAAUUGUACUUUUAAGGAUGGUAAUUUAAAGAAAUGAAUAUUCCAGCUUAUAUUAACCAAUGAAGCACAAGUACAACUUAAAAUUGCCAAGAGCUGAUUUUGUAUAAGGAUAAUUGCUGGUAGUAUGUAUAUUGAAGAUGUUAUUAUUUGUAUUUAUAUCAGUAAUUUUAAGAACUAUAUUGUUUUUAAACCUGUAUAUUUUUUCACUGCCCUUGAGUUAUUUUAGGCACUGUUACAUGUAACUGUUCAUGGCAUUUUGUUUGUAAUGUAAUAAUGAUAUGGAACAACUUCCAGUAACAUGAUUAUUUUGAACAUACAUAACAUACAUCAAUUAUUAUUUAUAUAUGUAAUGACUAUUAAAAUGUGUAUUUCUUAUUGUAACUGUGAUUUAAGAAUAUGUACAUAGAUUUAUUUUAAAUUAAAUCUUUGAGUCUAAUGGUCUUAAUCUCGAAAGUUAUCCUACAGCACUGAAGAGUACAUGACAACAAAGUUUCAUACCUCAAACAGUUCAGAGAAUUCUCACAAUAUAUCACUCUUUUCUCACACUUUGUGUUAAAAAUUACAUACUUCAAAUUAAUUCUAAUUUAAAGGUUAAGAAAUAAGCACAUAUAUGCAUCACAAAGCCACUUACUAUUAAAGUCAUAUGUAAAGAUUUUCACAGAUCACUGUACAAUUAACUUCUUCAGUUAGAACAGUGUCCUAUUCUACAUUUACACUCAUGAUGUACCAAAUGCCAGCAUAUUGGACCUCACUACAUUCGGGUUUAUUCUGACCAAACAAGAGUGAAGGGAGUGGGAAUUAAGUCAGAGGCAGUAGGCAGAGGGCUCAUGUUACACCAAACGAAAUGCUCUGGCACAUCAGAACGUUAAGUUAUUUGGGAUCAACAGCAGCACCAUUUGCAGAGAAGGUGCCGUACACUGAAUAUCUAUCAAGAUGCUGUGGUGUUUGCACACCUGUCAUUUCAAUCUGGGUGUUGUAACAGUCUUAAAUCUAGAUUGCUCUUUGAUGUAGCUCUCCACGCCAGUCUUAUCCUGUACGUGCCUCUUCACCCCUGCAUAUCCAUUUGAACCUGCUUACUCUGGUCAAGGCUAGGACUUCCUCUAUUAUCAAACUGGUGAUUUCUUGAUGUCUUAGGAUGUAUCCUAUCAAAUGAAUGUUUCUUUUAGUCACGUUGUGGCAUACAUUUUUUCCUACCAGUCUGAUUCAGUGCCUCUUCAUUAGUUACAUGAUCUAACCAUAUAAUCUUUAGCACUCUUCUCCAGCACCAUAUUUCAAAAGCUUCUAUUCUCUUUGAGUGUGGAGUGUUUAUUGUCUGUGUUUCACUUCCAUACAAAACUACACUCAAGACAAAUACACUACGUUCAGAAAAUACAGUCUAACAUUAAAGUUUGUGUCUGAUGUUAACAUUUUUCUCCUUUUCAGAAUGGCUUUCCUUGCUGUUGCCCAUCUGCAUUUUAUAUCCAAUCUUCAA
Schistocerca cancellata (South American locust) is the source of this 3085-nucleotide messenger RNA. RefSeq lists its product as uncharacterized. The transcript has 5 exons. NCBI's taxonomy places the organism in Eukaryota, Metazoa, Arthropoda, Insecta, Orthoptera, Acrididae. The coding region runs from base 203 to 892 and encodes 229 amino acids. The record is from RefSeq and is a predicted model, not a curated record.